Messenger RNA from Schizosaccharomyces osmophilus, 1185 nucleotides. RefSeq names its product cystathionine beta-lyase Cbl1 (gene cbl1). Gene Ontology annotation, molecular function: pyridoxal phosphate binding. The transcript has a single exon. Gene Ontology annotation, biological process: transsulfuration; 'de novo' L-methionine biosynthetic process. Gene Ontology annotation, cellular component: cytoplasm. The coding region runs from base 1 to 1185 and encodes 394 amino acids. The record is from RefSeq and is a predicted model, not a curated record. Lineage: Eukaryota; Fungi; Ascomycota; Schizosaccharomycetes; Schizosaccharomycetales; Schizosaccharomycetaceae.
AUGACAAUCACUAUGGAUUUCAAUUCUAAAUACUCCCUCGAGACCGAGUUGCUUCGCGUUGAAGGCAACCAAGAUCAAUUCAAUGCUUCUUCGGUCCCUAUUUACCAAUCUGCUACUUUUAGGCAGCAUAGGUUAGACGAAAUGGGAAAGUUUGAUUAUACUCGUUCUGGUAAUCCCACCCGUACAGCCCUCCAAGUUCACUUGGCUAAGCUUAUGAAGGCUAAGCACUGCUUUGUCACUAGCAAUGGCAUGUCUGCCUUGGACAUGAUUCUUAAAACCUGCAAGACCGGAUCUCACAUCGUCGCUGGUGAUGACCUUUACGGUGGCUCUGAUCGUUUGCUCAACCUCAACAUUGCUAAUUAUGGAUUUCAUGUUUCCAAUGUGGAUACUAGGGAUCUCGCUGCUUUUGAGGCUGCUUUGAGACCCGACACUGCUCUCGUUUUAGUUGAAAGUCCAACAAAUCCUCUCAUCAAAGUUUGCGAUGCUCGUGCCAUCGUCAGAAUCGUCCGUGAAAAGGCAAAAAAUGCCGUGUUGGUAAUGGAUAAUACUAUGCUUUCUCCCAUCCUUUGCAAUCCCUUAGAUUUUGGUUAUGAUAUUGUUUAUGAGUCUGCUACAAAGUUUCUUUCCGGGCAUCACGAUAUAAUGGGAGGCGCUAUUGCAACUAGAAGUGAUGAAUUGGCUAAAUCUGUUUUCUUCAACAUCAAUGCUUGUGGUGCUGGUUUGGCUCCAUUUGAAAGUUUCCUUCUACUCCGUGGUAUCAAAACCAUGGGUAUUAGAGUCGAACGCGCUCAGCAAAACGCCAUCGAACUUGCCAAAUUUUUGAAAUCAAAGGGUCUAUCUGUCAACUUCCCUGGUUUGGACCCUAACUGUAAGUCUACUGCUAUCUUUAAUUCUUUUGCCCGUGGACCAGGAGCCGUUAUGUCUGUCCAUACUGGCAGCGUUGACUUUUCGAAAACUAUUGUUGAGAGUACUCAGCUUUUUGAAAUCUCCGUAUCAUUCGGUUCCGUUGAGUCUUUAAUUAGUAUGCCUGCUUACAUGAGUCACGCUUCCAUUAAAAAGGAGGUGCGUGAUCAACGCGGUUUACCUGAAGAUUUGAUCCGUAUCAGCGUCGGUAUCGAAAAUGUUGAGGAUUUGAAAGCCGAUCUAGAAAAUGCUAUCAACAUAGCCAAACUCCAGAAACUCUAA